AUGAAGAGAAGCGUCUGCCGUGUUUUUUUACUCCUGGGUCUUUGGCUCCGCGGCUGCCGAAGCGAAGCCCCGAGGCCCGGCCCGGGAAAGGCGCCGCAUCUGAUCUUCAUCAUGACGGACGACCAAGGUUACGGCGACGUGGGCUUCCACGACUCGGACAUCCGCACGCCCGUGUUGGAUCGGCUGGCGGCAGAGGGGGUGAAGCUGGAAAAUUAUUACGUUCAACCCAUCUGCUCGCCCUCUCGGAGUCAACUCAUGACAGGACGCUACCAAAUUCACACGGGCCUGCAGCAUUCAAUCAUCCGUCCACGUCAACCCCUCUGCCUCCCCUCGGAGUUCCCCACCCUGCCCGAGCGCCUGUCCGAGGCGGGUUACGCCACGCACAUGGUGGGGAAAUGGCACCUGGGCUUCUGCAGGCCCGGCUGCUUACCCACGGGACGAGGCUUCGGCAGCUUCCUGGGCACGCUCACCGGUAGCGGAGAUCACUUCUCCUAUCAGAGCUGCGACAAUGCCGAAGCUUGCGGAUUUGACCUGCAUGACGGAGACAGGCCGGCGUGGGAGAUGACGGGAAAUUACUCCACUCUGCUGUACGUUAACAGAGUGAAGCGGAUCUUGAAAAGCCACGACCCCGGCACGCCUCUCUUCCUCUACCUUUCCCUACAGGCCGCCCACACCCCACUGCAGGCACCUGAGCGCUUCCUGGACUUGUACUCGUCGCAGAGCAAUCGCGUCCGGCGCCACUACGCGGCCAUGCUCAGCUGCUUGGACCACGGCGUCGGUCAAGUGGUCCACCAGCUAAAAGCCGGCGGUCUUUACGAAAACUCGGUUGUGAUCUACUCCUCCGAUAACGGAGGGCAGCCGCUGUCCGGCGGAAGCAACUGGCCGCUCCGGGGCGGCAAGGGGACGUACUGGGAGGGAGGCGUUCGGGCGGUGGGCUUCGUCCACAGUCCCCUCCUGAAGACCAAAGGCGUGGUCAGCAAGGCGCUCAUCCACGUCUCCGAUUGGUACCCGACGUUGCUGGGCCUGGCCGGCGUCCCGCAAUCCCGCCGGGACCUGGACGGUCACGACGUUUGGGGCGCCAUCAGCGAGGGGCUCCCCUCCCCUCGCACGGAAAUCCUGUUCAACAUCGACCCGGUCUCCAGGAAACCCGGGGAGCCCUACGACAAGGCCUUGGUGCUCAACGGCUUCGGGAUCUGGGACACGGCGGUGAGGGCGGCCAUCCGGGCCGGGGACUGGAAGCUGCUGACGGGAAACGUGGGCGACGGCGACUGGACGCCGCCGCGGGCCUUCGCCGACGGUCCGCAGCGCCGGCAGGGACUGGAGAAGGCGCGCAACGAGGUGGGCAAGUCGGUAUGGCUGUUCGACGUCUCCUCCGACCCUUACGAGAGGCGCGACGUGGCCCGAGCCCGUCCGGAGAUCGUCAAGCAUCUCCUGGCCAGGCUGGCGGAGUACAACCGGACCGCGGUGGUGCCGAGAAACCCGCCCGACGACCCCGUGGCGGACCCCCAGCUGCGCGGCGGGGUUUGGGGACCCUGGCUGGGACUGGAGGGCAAAGAGGGGCAAGACGGAGAGGGGGCCGGCAGGAGGGACCGCGGGACGAAAGUCAAGCAAUGCAAAUUAUGCAAAAUAAAAGCGCUCUUUAAAAAGGUGAGGUCACGCCUGCAAAACAAUGCCGUGUUCUUCUAA
Molecule: messenger RNA, 1686 nt
Organism: Phycodurus eques (leafy seadragon)
Lineage: Eukaryota; Metazoa; Chordata; Actinopteri; Syngnathiformes; Syngnathidae
Product: arylsulfatase I
Exons: 3
Coding region: 1-1686 (561 amino acids)
Source: RefSeq, a predicted model, not a curated record